AUCUAUUUCAAAGUUAUGUCAUAUUAAAUUAUUAUGGGCAUACGAGUCAGUUUUUUAUUUGUAUAGCGUAUUUUUUAGAUUUGAUUAGAUCAGAUCGCUACUCAGUUUUUGACGCCUUUAGUUUCCGGGGUGUGCAACCGCCUCACUUCCAAAGAAAUCAAAACACACACAAGUGACUAGACCCUUCUGAUUCCACCACUGGUUAAUUUCUCCAUUUCAACACCAACUGGGUUCAUUCUAAAUUCCAGGAAUCAUCUCUUCAUUCAUCAAUCAAACAUAUUUUGGUCACUGAUUUCUGGGAUAAUUGUUUUUUCUCUCCUAUACUCUACACCAUGGAUACUUCAGGGAAUUCUCAGGAGGUGAUGGGGCCUCCUGUGGAAGGUGUAGCAGGCGGAGGGACGUCGUAUGGAUGGAGUGAUGCCGGUUCUCAUCUUCCAAAUGUGAUGAAAGGGGACAUUGAUCCUUUAGAAGUUCCAUCUUCUGAAAUACUGAAUGUUUGGUGCAUGCCUAGUACCUCCAAUGUCGGGUCACAGGAGAUGCCUAGACAUUUGGAGCCAGUAAAUCUGUUGGCUGCUAGAAAUGAGCGAGAAAGUGUUCAAGUAGCUUUACGCCCAAAAGUUACUUGGGGUGGUUGUGGUAUAGCUGGAACUGUACAAGUGCAGGGUAAUAACCUUAUAUCUGCUUCAGGAGACCGGUUGGUUAUUGGUCAGUCCCUAAAGAUUCGACGGGUAGCGUCCAUUUUAGGGGUUCCAGAUGCACUUGUACCUCUUGACCUGCCUUGCUCUCAGAUAAACCUAUUUCCUGGAGAAACAACAGCAUUAUGGGUUUCCAUUGAUGUAUCAAGUGAUCAACCUCCUGGCAUUUAUGAGGGACAGUUAUACAUCACUGCUGUAAAGGCUGAUGCACCAUCUAGAGCACCAUGCAUGGGCAAGGCUGAAAAGCAUCAACUAUUCAGAGAAUUGAGGGACUGUCUUGAGCUUAUGGAACCAGUUGAUCAGAAUUCAAUGGAUGAAGUGGUUGACAGAGUAAAAUCUGCUACAUCAAAUCUGAGACGUGCUCUUCUGUCCCCAUCCUUUUCAGAGUGCUUGUCAGAUAAUGGUGCUGUCGAUUCGAUGGACGAAGACGCCAUUUCUAAUCGUUCUAUUUGUGUAAAACUCAGCUUGACUGUGUGGGACUUCGUACUUCCUGCUACACCUUCACUUCCUGCUGUAAUCGGUAUAUCAGAUACAGUAAUCGAGGAUCGAUUUGGCGUGGAACAUGGAAGUAAUGAGUGGUUUGAGGCGUUGGAUCAGCAUUUUAAAUGGCUACUUCAGUAUAAAAUUAGCCCAUAUUUCUGUAGAUGGGGUGAUGGCAUGCGUGUUCUGACUUACACGUGUCCGUGGCCAGCUGAUCAUCCAAAAGCAGACGAAUACUAUUCAGACCCAAGGUUGGCAGCAUAUGCUGUUCCAAUUCGUCCGGUAGUAUCAUGUGUUGAUGCUGGGCCCAAUUUUUUGCAGAAAGAGAUUGAUAUACUGAAGGCUAAGGACCACUGGAAGAAAGCAUAUUUUUAUUUGUGGGAUGAGCCACUGCAAGUGGAACAUUUUACUUCAAUCAGGAAGAUGGCUAGUGAGAUUUAUAAUUUCGCUUCAGAUGCACGCGUUUUGACUACGUACUACUGUGGCCCUGGUGAUGCACCUCUUGCCCCUACUUCCUUUGAGGCGUUUUUGAAAGUCCCGAAAUAUUUGCGACCUCACACUCAAAUUUACUGUACAAGUGAAUGGGUACUGGGUAAUCGAGAGGAUUUGGUGAAGGACAUAGUUGCAGAACUGGAGAAGGACGAGGAAUGGUGGACAUAUGUCUGCAUGGGACCAUCUGAUCCUCACCCUAAUUGGCACCUAGGAAUGAGAGGUACGCAACAUCGUGCAGUGAUGUGGCGAAUAUGGAAGGAAGGUGGAACUGGCUUUCUUUAUUGGGGAGCUAAUUGCUAUGAAAAGGCUUCAGUUCCCAGUGCAGAGGUACGAUUUCGGCGUGGGCUUCCUCCUGGAGAUGGCGUUCUCUAUUACCCUGGUGAAGUAUUCUCAUCUUCAAAAGAGCCUGUAGCUUCACUGAGAUUAGAGCGCCUUUUAAGUGGCUUGCAGGACAUUGAGUACCUAAGGCUUUACGCCUCCCGGUAUGGAAGAGAUGAGAGCAUUUCACUGUUGGAAAGAACUGGGGUUUAUGUUGCUCCUGAGCGCUACACAUACGAGCAUGUUCCUGUAGAUAUGAUGCGUGGGGAGAUAUACAACAAGUGCAGAUCUUUGUAACUUCGUUGUUGCAGUAUCAGCUAUUCAGCUUUUUGACAUUAUAUUUAAUCUCUGCUUUAAUCUGCUUUAAUGUAUAAAGCAGGGUCUUGUAAGUUCCUCAAUGCUGGUUAUCUUUCACAUAAUGGCUAACUACACAGGUAGUUGAUUUACUUGAAUUUGUAGAGGAUGAUGCAACUUUUGUAUGAUAUGUCCGUUUUCCCCAUACUUGAAAACUUGUGGCUUUUAUCAUCACUUAAUUGGUAAUUAGAUCCUACACGCGACAUUUAUGCCCA
Messenger RNA from Chenopodium quinoa (quinoa), 2554 nucleotides. RefSeq lists its product as uncharacterized. Lineage: Eukaryota; Viridiplantae; Streptophyta; Magnoliopsida; Caryophyllales; Amaranthaceae. The transcript has 16 exons. The record is from RefSeq and is a predicted model, not a curated record. The coding region runs from base 333 to 2282 and encodes 649 amino acids.